Molecule: messenger RNA, 1353 nt
Organism: Aspergillus aculeatus ATCC 16872
Lineage: Eukaryota; Fungi; Ascomycota; Eurotiomycetes; Eurotiales; Aspergillaceae
Exons: 1
Coding region: 1-1353 (450 amino acids)
Biological process (GO): pyrimidine nucleobase biosynthetic process; UMP biosynthetic process
Molecular function (GO): orotate phosphoribosyltransferase activity; orotidine-5'-phosphate decarboxylase activity
Source: RefSeq, a predicted model, not a curated record
AUGGACUCGUCGUUGGAUUCUCCUUCAUAUCCGGGCAAUCGGAUCGUCGCCUAUCUGGAGACCUUGGUCAAAUCUAAGUCAUAUCUGCCUUACGGACUUCCCGUCUGCGUCUCGCCUUCGCAUACCGUCACCAACACCGACACUCUCCUGCACCUAGCCACUUUAGUUGGCCCGCAUAUUGCUAUUCUACAAGUCUAUGCAGACAUUAUUGAUGACUGGUCGGAGGAGACGGUUCGCCAAUUGGUUGCCCUAGCGAGGAGACAUGGCUUCCUGAUCUGGGAGGGCGGUCGGAUCCUGAAUUCCACAGUGGACAUUGUUGGUGGACAGAAAGCAGAGACGAGAGAGGUGCGGAAUGAGACCGUUGAUAUGAUUCGCAAGAAGUAUACGAAGGGUAUCAUCAAGCCGGCCUCGUGGGCUGGCCUUUCGACGGCGUGGGCCUCCGGCGUGGCUGUGUAUAACCAGGAAGCCGACAUUCUGAUUCCCACUCUGAAGGCGGCCGCCCGCGAGGCAGUAGCAGAUGCGGCUCAGACCAUUCGUACCGAAAUCACAGCAGACAAUAACGCCAACAAUCACUCUUUCAGCGACCAUGACGCAAAUGCGACAUCGCAGCACCUCUCCGAGUAUGCCGUCGACAACACUAGCGGCCUCGACCUUCCUCCUCGCAAAGCUUCCACCAUCUCCUUGACUCAAACCAUCACUCAACACACCGAAGACUCCACCGAGCUACCUUUGGAAUCCCCGCAAUACGAGCGACGUGGUUUUGAAUUCCGGUCCUUGAGCCCCGCGACCAUCCCUGAGGACUUUCCACCCCCACCACUCAUGGCUCGUGGGUUAGUCUUGUGUCUACCAUCCUCCACGGCCAGUUCCUUCACCAAUGAUUACCGCCAAAGUUGCGUGGCUGCUGCCCGCGCCAACCAAGAUUUCGUGGCUGGAUUUGUGUGUGGAGAGCCGUGGCACCUGGUCUCUCAAAGAAAGGACUUGUUUGGGGCGGGUGUCUCCGGCUACGGUGAAGAGCAGCAGCAAUUGAGUCCAUACUCGUCAGAUGAUGACGAAGCGGUCCCUCAUUUUGCGUUGGUGUCGCCUAUCUCCCGUCGCCUCAGUGUAGUGAGUGGUCAAGGGCUGGAUGAGGUCGACGAAGACGAAGAAGAGCACCAGCAGAAUAGCAUUUCCAUGCCUGAACCACCACUCCCCUUGGACUCCCUCAAUCCGUUAGCCUCUAAAUUGUUCCAGAUUACUGGUAAAGCACUGCAGCUUCGCGAAACAACCGCCCAGGAACGUGGAAACCUGCAGCUGAAGGCAGAUACAGAUAAGAGCUACCAAGUAUUGCACAUUCCUCUGGUUGUGCUGCCUUGA